Misgurnus anguillicaudatus (oriental weatherfish) is the source of this 2661-nucleotide messenger RNA. It is a transcript of the gene mpv17l, whose product is annotated as MPV17 mitochondrial membrane protein like. Lineage: Eukaryota; Metazoa; Chordata; Actinopteri; Cypriniformes; Cobitidae. Gene Ontology annotation, cellular component: cytoplasm; mitochondrion; membrane. The record is from RefSeq and is a predicted model, not a curated record. Gene Ontology annotation, biological process: mitochondrial ribosome assembly.
GCUGAUGGCUGUAUGAACGCGGAGUGAAACCUUUUAAUUUAAUUGCUACAUGGAUUAAUCCAUCGUAAUUCUUGUUUUUUUCUUUGCCUUGCUGUCACUUUUGAAGUCAGAGGAUUUAACCAUGCAUUUGAUUUGUUUUAUUGGCAACUUUUAUUGAUUUAAUGUUUCUGAAGGAGUUGAAAUGAGCUGUCAAACUAUUAAUAUAUAAUUUAUGUCAGCUCUUUUAAAAUACAGAUCCAAACUGACUGGAAAAAAGUGGUACAGCCUAGUGCUUAAAUGAAUUGCUCAUUUGUAUAUUUAACUGAUCAGAAAGUCACGCGCUUAGAGAGCGUCUGUCACAUCAGGACACUUAUUUUUGUGCCAGUCGACAUUUAUAAAGGGUGCUAAAUAAGGGUUAGGGUUAUUAUUUUUUAAUUAAACAUGAGAAAGUAUUUUUUCACACGAGCAAAGGUAUUUCCUUGGAUAACUAAUGCCACGCUAUACGGAUGUUUGUUUGCGGGUGGGGAUUUUGCGCAUCAGUGUCUCGCGCAGAAAGAUGAGAUUGACUGGAGCCACACGAAAAACGUGGCGCUCGUGGCCCUCAGUUUCCAAGGUAACUUCAAUUACUUUUGGUUAAAUGCCUUGGAGCGUCGUUUCCCUGGAAGAUCGGUUGGAAUGAUUUUCCGCAAACUGCUUUUGGAUCAAACUUUUGCAUCACCGUUGGCGACCAGUGUCUUCUACACAGGUGUGAGUUUCUUAGAAGGCAAGGAGGACAUAUUUGCAGACUGGCGAGAAAAGUUUUUUAACACAUAUAAGACAGGACUAAUGUACUGGCCAUUCAUGCAGUUUCUGAAUUUCGUUCUGAUGCCUCUAUAUUUGAGAACAGCAUUUAUGGGCUGUUCAGCAUUCUUGUGGGCACAUUCUUAUGUUUCUCACAUCAAAGUGGAGAUGGGACAGCAGCGGUGGCAUUAGCCUGCGUCAUGACACCCAAAAAAUCACUUCUAGCUCGAAAUUCUGGUGAAGAAAAAUAGUGAUAAAGUAGGCACAAUAAAUAAAUACUGUGCCUUUGCAGAUUGGCCGACACUGGUGUAUUGAGGUUUUGAUCUGUGUACAAUCCUUAUCAGGUAUCUUAUUAGGAAUUAUAUUAUACUUUUUAUGUUUAUUAAUGCUGAAAUAAAACAUACUUGAAUUUCAAAUUGCAGUGUUAGGUUAGGAUUAAACCUAAAUGCAUUAUUCAUUUAAAAAACUACACUGUGUAAAACUGUUUUAAUUACAUUAAGUACAGAAUAAAACUAUGUUCAUUUAACUUUGAACAAACAUUUGCCAGUAAAUAACAUAAAUGUAAAUCUACAGUAAGUUACUGGCAAACAGCUGCAUAACUACAGCAAACACAUUUACAGUGUAUGUAUUCAUUAUUCGUUUUAGAUACUGUUGCGUACAGUUGUAUUUUAUUUAAAACAAUUUGAAAUUUGUUCUGUUUAUUCAGUGUCUCUUUUUCUAAAGAAAAGGAUAACCCGUUUACGCAUAAGGUUUACCUUAUAUUCACAAUGCCACAAAAAUCUUGUUUAGUUUUAAUUGAUUAGCCUGUUUGACUUCAGUAUUUAUUGUAAUUGUGUAUUCUUCUUCGUAGUUUACACAUUGCUUUUUUAGGGUUAAUAGUUUGGAUAAAACAGUGUGUGUAUAUGAGUUGUAUUUCAUAUGAUGCUGCUCUUUAUAUACAGGUGACGUUUAACAUGGACAGUUAACAAGACAGAUCAAUCUAUAGAUAUCGUAGGUGAUGCAGGGUAACAUAGAUAAACAGCUUUUCCUGUGCUGAUUGUCCAUGUGGAUUAGGCAGGAUAACACAUUUGCUAAUCUUUGAAGGGCAGAAAUGUCUGGUGUGCACUAGCUGUCAUAUAUGACAUCUGACAACAUUAUUUCUCUGUUAUUCUCGGUUAUUGUCUACUUUCAUGUCAUAAUUUUUUAAUGUUAGCUACAGACAUGUUUUUAUGUUUGGGCUAUUGUCUGACAAAUUGAGAAAGCUUCGACAAAAAUUACCAAUUGUUUUUCAUAUGAAGUAGCCACAGGUACAAUUACUGUCAUGUUUUUGCCUGUGAUGCAUGUUUGUUACUCCCUGUUUUUUGACACCCUCAAAAUAUUAAAGAGAAAUAUUAAAACCAAACCAAUAUAUUUAAAAAGUAAACAAAGAAACACAUGAAGAAAAGUUCAAAUAAUUCGUUUGAUUUUAUCUAAAGGAGUCUUUUGUUAGUGGCCAAAAGAAACUUGCAACAUUCACCAUUUUAAAGGUGCAGUGUGUACUUUUUAGAAGGAUCUCUUGACAGAAAUGCAAAAUAAUAUACAAAACUAUAUUAUCAGAGGUGUAUGAAGAACUUUUUAUAAUGAAUGUUUAUGUUUUUAUUACCUUAAAAUGAGGCGUUUUUAUCUACAUACACAGAGGGUCCCCUUACAUGGAAGUUGCCAUUUUGUGCCGCCAUGCUUCUUCAGAAGCCCUCAACGGACAAACUUUUUUACUAAGUUGUGUCCGACGAUGACAUGUUUUUCCGGUGGCGGCUACCAUAGCUUCUCUAUGCGUUUCAAAACAAGGGCUGAGCAGUGGAUUGAGCCGUUGGUUGCAAUUCUCAACCUCACCACUAGAUGCCGCUAAAAUUUACACACUGCACCUUUAAAGUUAUUAUUAGUACA